GAACUGGAUGGUGGGGUUUCGUUUAGGGCAAAGACAAGUUUCAUCGAGUACAAAUUGACGAAUACUUCAUCAUUCCUUGGAGCGUAUUUGAGACUUGAGUUCUCGUCCACAAAGUGCAAUGGAGAUUUACUGCUUAUAACAAGUAGAGAUACCGACGAUUUGUAUCGAAUUUCUUUCCAUGAACAAAAUAAAGCAACUUUUUACUACAUAAUUAACGGUGAAGAAUUUGAAGUACCAGUGAGUUUGCCUGGAAAUCUAACCAUCUGUGAUGGGCGACGUCACUCGGUGGAGUUCAACAGGUAUCCCAAAACGAAGACUGUCACCUCAAAAGCUGACGAUGGGCAGCAAAAGGAUACUAAAGAAGAUCGUCCGGGAAUGACAAGAAUUGGUUUUAGCAAACCAGAUAAAAUUGAGCUUGGUGGACUAUCAGGGAAUAAGUUCGACGGAUGUAUCUAUAAUGCAAUUGUCCUGUUCUACUCGUCAAAUAUCUUUACAAAUAUCAGCGUGAAUGUAAUAGAGCGAUACACUAAGGAAGAUCCUAACGUUCGUUCUGCCUAUGUGUUCCUUGGGGCUUGCCCUGGCACCGAACUUGAAGGUAAGAUUCAGUCGUCAGAAGCUGUCUCUUUCGAAACCUACUUUCAGCCGGGAAGUUAGGGAGAUAAUUGAAGUAACAGGAUAUAGAACUUGGGUUCACACAAGGGAGCUAAGCGAGGCAUAUUUUCAGUUAUACGAUUACCAAAAAAAUCAGUGUUCUAUCCAUGUAUUCAAAGAAAAUGGGUUAUUUUUGCCUGGUUCACUAGUAUGACUAGUACUAAAUGUAUCUAAAACCAGAAAAUUAACGCAAACGACGUUUCUCAAAAUGUUUAGCUACUUUUGGAACAUAUUAUUUUAGUCAAUUAUAAUCCGUAAAAAAAGUGCUUUUCAAUUUCUUCCGCACUGACCUCGUCUAGCCCUCUGAGGGCUAGACGAGUGUCCGAACGAAGGCCUCGUUUCGGCAUCCGGCCAGUUUGUUACCCUGAUGUGGAUCGUCUCUAAAACGCCCCUAAAAUAACCAUUUCUUCUCACUAUGGUUGUGUUCAACGAGAUACAGCUGUAAACUAUACAUCUAGCUGUUAGUAUAAACUUGAACUAGUUCAACUAGCAACUUCUAAAGAAUCCACUGAGCUCGGUCUGGCGUGCCCCGCUAUUCUUUGAUUUAAGUAGUGCUCGGUAUUCUUUAGCGAUGAUAUUAAGGAAUUUUAAAAAAUUAUACUUAUUCGUACUGCCCCUAAAGUUGAAUUCUUGUUACACCAUAUUUUGUAAUCCUAUUACUACACAGAUGAAUGUACAAGUUCUAGCAGUAACAAUCCCAUGACAGCAGAACGCGGUGUAAUAACAAGCCCAAGGGUCAUGGAAGCAGCACAAAUCAGUCGCUGCAUAUGGUCUAUAACUACGUCGCCGAAACGUCGAUUCAAACUAACGUUUUUGCAUUACAAUGUCAAUGGAUCUUUUUCUUGCUCCAAGAGUCACGUUAUACUCUAUGAUGGAACUGAAUUGACUCCGUCGAGUAUUCUUGGAAGAUUCUGUUUUCCUGCAUCAAAUAAAGUAAUUUACACCCGUGGGAAUAAGAUGGUAUUGAACAUGAUUCUUCCUAAACGUCACUACCUUGACUUCGUUGCUGUGUAUGAAUCCGUUGGACUCCAUGAAGGUAAGCUUCGUUUACAGCUGUAUACGUCCCUUACUCUGGUGCAAUUAUACAGGCGACAAAGCGAGAGACGGCCUGGCUGAAACUCUUCAAGCUUCGUGGGAUUUUUUGUUUGUUAUUUUUUAUUUGUUUUUCAUUAUUUUUUAAAAGAGAAACAUUUUUAAUCGAAAAACUAGGAUAAGAUGUAAAUUUCAAUGAAUAUAGAACUGCUGAAGACCAUACUUGUCGUUCAACUGAUAAAGUGAGUAUUAAAUAAAAUUUAAGUUGAAGUGACUGCUAGGCCCGACAACUGAUCUUGAAUUAUUUGCUUUUUGCCAAAAUUUUAUUUAUUUCUUUGGUGUCUUUCCUGUUAUUGUUGUUGUUGUUGUAGUUGUUUCAUGUAUGUUAAUCUGUUGUCAUAUACAGCUCGAAGCCUCUUUAUUACAACGAGGCCUGAUACACAACUAAUUCAUAUGAAAAUCAGUUUAAUUUGCUGUUGAAAGACAAAUGUCGUAUUUCCGUAUGAAUGGAUGAUCACCAGAACUUAUUUUGAAAUAGAAGGUAAAUUUAAGUAAUUAGGAAACCACCCAUUAAACUUGUGACCAAGCUGCCAUAAUCGUGUGACAAACUAACGUUGGCUUGAUUUUUUUUCCAUUAUGUUAAGUGGGGAAAUCCUCAGGCCAAAACCAAUCACAACUGAAUUAUACAUGCCUAGUUUUAGGGUGAAGAAAAGCGAAGAAUGGUCAAUACCACUCCCUUUCGUAUAAGGAUAGAUUAAAAUCAACUAACUCAAAAUUUCCUGAUGCUUACCGACCAUCGAUCCUGUAUUAAGAAGGACGAGUGAUUUGCUGAGCCAACUGAUAGGUUAUUCCCGAGUUCGUUGGUGUGUUGCUUGGCUAUGCGAGCUUGUUUAACUGGUGAUUUACGUUUACAGGCCCUUGUCCGAUUAACAGAACCCUAAAAGGAAUGUCAGGAUCACUGAUGAGUCCUAACUUUCCAAAUAACUACGAAUCUGAACAGGAAUGCUCAUGGAUCAUAUCGGUUCCACAAGGUUAUCACGUGCGUCUGUUCUUUGACCACGCUGCUGAAUUUCACAUCCAUUCGUGCACUAAUAAGACUUGUGACUGCGACUUCCUUGAGGUUCGCCAGGGAAGAAGCUCUGAAGGAAAGCUCCUUGGCACAUACUGUGGGAGUACAAAACCCUCUCCUAUAUAUGCUAGCGGAAGCGAUGUUUGGCUACGCUUUGUGACUGACAAGGAUUCAAACCACAAUGGAUUUAACGUAACAUUUGAAGCUAUUAACAGUCUUGCAGGUAUGAGGUCAUGAAGACUCUGAGUCGAAUCCCUGUCUGUUCUCUAAAUAUCUAGUAUGAAAAAAUCCCUUUCCUCCGUUUAAAAAAGCUCACGCUGGCGGCUUCGUCACGUGAUUUACAUCCUUUGGAAAAAAAGGAAAGAAAAGAUACAGAACCUUAAUCACGCGCAAGCUAUAAUCUUCUCAGUUGCAUGUUUUAGAGCAGCUAUUUGCUUUUUCCCUCAGAUGGCUGUCCGUGGAAUAAAACUCUUACAGGACACAGGGGAUACAUCACCAGCCCCCUUUUUGCACUGGACUAUCCCGGCAACAUAGAUUGCAUCUGGAGAAUCCAUGUCACUGGGAACUACAGAGUGGCAUUUGUGUUCUUGAGGUCCAUCAACCUCGACCCAAACUGCACUGAUGUCUUAGAAAUUAGAGAUGGACUGGACGCCAGCAGUCCACUGCUAAGACGUUACUGCUCUUCUGAACCCACUCCUCAAACCAUAUUUUCUAGCGGUAGAGAGAUGUACGUGCGUUUUAAGUCUGACAGAUAUAAUCGUCGAGAUGUUUUUAGAGAUGAUUCAGUGGCGCCAGGAUUUCAUGCUACCUACUUUGUCACACGCGUCAAGUCAGGUAGUGUAUUAGCAACACCUGUUCAAAAGCUAUUAUAUAGAUUUGGCCAGGGUUAA
Messenger RNA from Porites lobata, 3642 nucleotides. NCBI's taxonomy places the organism in Eukaryota, Metazoa, Cnidaria, Anthozoa, Scleractinia, Poritidae. The record is from the annotation of a GenBank genome assembly.